This is a messenger RNA of Phycomyces blakesleeanus NRRL 1555(-), 1749 nucleotides long. RefSeq lists its product as hypothetical. The record is from RefSeq and is a predicted model, not a curated record. The coding region runs from base 1 to 1749 and encodes 582 amino acids. The transcript has 9 exons. Lineage: Eukaryota; Fungi; Mucoromycota; Mucoromycetes; Mucorales; Phycomycetaceae.
AUGGAACCCAUUCCUAAUGGGCAACGGCCCACUGCUAUACGUAUAGACAUCCCAACUAGUCAGGCAUUACCAGUCAUGAUCAACUAUAAUCAGCUUUUGGCAGAAAAAAAGGAAAAGAUCCCUCUCAGUGCAAUGGAAUUAGCCGAUCGCGAUAUGGAUUAUGAGUUUCGUAGAUUAAUGGAAGAACAGGCUGCCCAAAACGAUUACCGGGAUGACGACGACGAUGAUAUAAAUUCCGACGAUCUAGAUUCAGAGGAUGAUCAUGGUGAUGGUGAGCGCCGCAUUGCAGAGCAUGAAUACGAUGUCGACGAUCCGUUUAUUGAUGAUAGUGAUAUGCUUCUCGAUAAUCCCUGUGAGAUCUCUGCCCCGGAGAGACAAGGCUAUUUUGUUUAUUAUGGUGCUUGGAAAGGUGAUCCAAAUGAGCAAAAGGAGGAGGAAGAAAUUGAGAAAAAGGCACCAAAGAAACGAUCGACAAAACCCAAGGCACCACCUGCACCGCCAAAGAAAGACAAACCUACCAAGGCGGCCCCCGUCAAACGUACACCCGAGACAAUUGAACUGUCAGACGAUGACGACAUCCCAGGAUUAGAGUACGUUGACGACAUGGAAGAUACUCAGCCAACACCAGGAGGAUCUACACAAUUUAAUAAAAAAGAGCGCUCUGUGGAGGAAGAUAGAGGUUGGGAUGUGACCUUGGACCGAAAAAGUAGCACACCUACUCAAGAAGGGGGAUCUCAUGAAAAGAAAAAGAAGGCCGGGAAAGUGGCUCUUGCUCCACUUAGUCCGGAAGUACAAGCACUUAUGGAUAAGCUGGAUGAAGAUGUAAAACAUGAAUCUUUUGAAAACAAGGCAAGAUUUCCUACAAGCCUGCGCCCAGCGGUACUUGAGGCAGGUGCUAUUGUUUUCAGACAAUUAAACAUGAUCGAUGACAACCUUGUUGGCCACCUCAUGCGGAUCCUCCCUUACAACCGAUUUACACUCCGAAAAUAUAUUAUUACCAAGGCUGGCCCUGGGCGUCUAGCAGAGCUUCAGAGAGAAAUCGAUACUCUCGAGGCUCAGCUUAAAGCUAAAGUAGACAAGGCUAUGCCGGAACAACUAAGGCUUCACCAAGAAAAGGUGACUGCAUCUCGAGCCGAGGGUUUACCAGAUCGACCUGAAGAGAAUCCAGCAUUGGUGAAGAAGUUUAAAUGGACAGACGAAGAGCGACAGAUUGUAUUUGAGAUUAUUAAGAAUGUUAAUGCUAUUACAACUAUCACAAAUGAAAUAGGGAUUAGUUCGUUUGCAGCCAAACCACCGCCUACAGUGGCAGAAGUGUCUGCUCGCAAGCUGAUGUAUCUUCGUCUACUCCCAUGUUGGCCAGAUGGUUGGAUGGCAACUAUUGAGAUGAGCCGUCAACUGAGUCAGUACAAGGUUAAGGAAGGCAAGAAAGUCCAGCAAGAUGAGACAAGACUUUCUCAAAAUCAAGGUGCUGCUCCACAAGGUGUAAAAAGAAGUGUUUCAAUGACGUUUGGGCCAGAACCACCUCGCCAGCAUGUAUCACCUAGUCUAUCAACAGAGCCCGUGCGUAAGAAAGGUAUUCCGAUAAUCCGCUUGUCUUACAAUGCCCCUAAUACAUUUGAUUGUUCUCUAGUGUCUCCGUUUGUUCCCAGCAAGGGAGUCCCACCCAUUACUUCUCAAGACAGAAUGCUUUGGCAAAAGUCGCCUUCAAUGAAGAUUGAGUCAUUAAUUAGCAAACCAGCUGAAAAAUAG